AUGGCGGAGCAGCAGAAGAUCAUCUUUCUCGAUGUUGACGGAGUUUUGCAUGCUGCCAACUAUGCGAAAGUAUCCUUUGACAAACCAUGCAUGGAGGCACUAGCUUACAUCCAGAAAGAGACUGGCGCUGAAAUCGUGCUUUCCUCCACUUGGCGUUUAUGGGAAGGUAAGACUGGUCGAGAUGCCGUAGACAAGGCUCUGAAGCGUUUUGGCAUUCCGAAGACUGUGGGGCAAACCCCAGACUUGAAGGGCAAAGCAGGUAGAUCAGAGGAGAUCAUGCAGUACGUCAAUAGAUUGAAAGUGCCACCACACUGGAUAGCGCUGGAUGACAUGGACAUGACGACUGAGCUAGGUGGGCGCAUGAUUCUUACGCCUCCCAAGAUAGGGCUGACCAUGAAGCUGGCGCGAAGAGCUGUUGCCGUCUUGAACGAUUUACCUCUCGAAGAUGAGUGCAGUGACUCAGAUGAUUCUGAUGAAGAGGACUUGAGUGACGAUGAGUAG
This is a messenger RNA of Cladocopium goreaui, 501 nucleotides long. The record is from the annotation of a GenBank genome assembly. NCBI's taxonomy places the organism in Eukaryota, Dinophyceae, Suessiales, Symbiodiniaceae.